Plasmopara halstedii is the source of this 4896-nucleotide messenger RNA. RefSeq names its product Molecular chaperone (DnaJ superfamily). Lineage: Eukaryota; Oomycota; Peronosporomycetes; Peronosporales; Peronosporaceae. The transcript has 4 exons. The record is from RefSeq and is a predicted model, not a curated record. Bases 1 to 4896 code for a protein of 1631 amino acids.
AUGGGCGUAAUUUCUGUUGGCGCGUCGUUAGGUGUUCGCAAGGAACGAACUCCAGCGCCAGUCACGUCGGCUCCAAUAGCCAUCUCAUCUGUGCGUCGUCCAUUAACAUCUGCAGCAACGCCCUCUGCGACGUCAAAUAGCUGCAAAAAGUUGUCCAAGAAACGUGGGACCGCUUUUAGCGCGAAAAAGCAAGCUAUCAACUGCGUAUCACCAUCUAAAUACGAUCGCGCGGCCAAUUCAGUAACCUCAAUCUCACAACGUAGCCCCAGUCAUAACAAAUACGAGCCUGCAUCACUCUCGGAUGUGGCGACAGCUAGCUCGUUGGGUGACAUGCAAACGCCUGUGGAACGUUUGGUGAACGUCAAGACAACAAUCCAUCCGCAUGUCCUUGUAUCGCAUUUGAAUGGUAACAGCAGUAAGCUUGAGGCCAUUAUGUCGCGUGCUAGGUGUAAUAUUAAUUACCGCAAGGCAUCGUCACUAGAGUAUAGAGAUGAUGGAUCGUUCUCCAUGGCUUUCAUGAUCUCAGCUGAUACAGUUAAGCAUGUGAAAGAUGGAAUGCAGUUACUUUAUGGAUUUGUAGAAAGUAUAGAGCAGCAGCUGAAGAAGAAUUUAGAAGGGAGCCGGCAAGAAGAGGGCAACAACCAAGUGCAGGGAAUGACAGCAACGAAGACUGAGGAACCGAAACAACCUAAAGACCCAGUGCAAUUAGACCGCGAGAAGCACUUUUCAGGACAUCAGGCAAAAAGGAUAAUUCCUUGCAAAAAAAAAACCAAUAGUAUCAGGUUUCGAAGUCGAAGUCGAAGUCGAAGCGCUUCACGAGAAAAAUCAGCAAUGCGGCACCCGAAGCGCCUCCGUGAAGUAAGCCAGAAUAUACAUCGCAUGUCAAAACGGAAUCAUAAGGACGAUCUGCGAAUUGUGAAUGAAGUUUGUACGCCAAAUUCGCGUAGGCCCAAAGUACACAACAAGAUUAGGAAAGCGGAUGUUUGCGACACCGUGAUGCAAGCAGUUGAAGAUCAGCAUAUGCGUGAUGAAAAGGAGGCGUUUCGGAUACGAUUGGCUCGCACUGUCAUGAUCCAACGUCAGCUAGAAGCCGCGACCAAGCGAUCUCGCGCACUUGAAGUAUUUGAACGCGACAAGUAUUUACAGCUGCGACGUAAAUUUGAGGAGAUAGAACAUCGCAAAAAAGUUGCCGAGCUCGUACUACGAAAGCAGUGUAAUGCAAUGUCUGCGUCAGUGGCGAUAUCGUCACCUGUGGAGAAAAGGCAGCAUCUACACGAGAUCGAACGGCUUACUAUUGCCCACGAUGCAUGUUCGCCAGCGGUGGGUCAUUUACUGGCUUCCAUGCUGCAUCUUAAGACUUCAAAGAGAAAACGCUUUAACAUGAGCGAAGCGAAAUUAGCUGGUUUUCUUCAAACUCACGAUAUUGCAUUAACGGACGACUUGAUGCGAUUUAUCGAGAAAGUUAAAGUUUUUACAAAAAUGAUCACCACUGACUCGAUUGACUGCUCCUACAAGGAACUUUUUAGUGACAACGACAAUGCAUUGCAUGAUUUGAACAAAACGAAUACUUCUGCUGUUUCAAAUGAGGAAGCAGACGUCGCAAUGGGCGCAACGAGUGAUGAUGCGACAGAGGCUCAUGUCUCUGGAGAGUUUCUGGCAAAAGAUACUGAGGAUGAAACAAAUACACGGCAUGAAUCUUUUCGUUCAACCUGGGACCUACCUGGAUUAACUCGCGACCUCAAUUUAAUUCAAGAUUACAGUUCGGAAACGGAUUGCAAAUUGCUGCAUUUUCUUGCAGGCGAGCGUCAGUAUUUUUAUCUGGAGCCGCUCGUAAGUACUCCUAACGUGGCGAAGUGGCUUCUCACUCCUCAUGAUCUUCAAAUUUUGCAUCGGUAUAUCUUGGAACGCGCGAACGUCGGACAUGAGCUUGUGUUGUAUGCCGAACGCGUGCGCGCGUGUGGAAAUCUAACGCCAAGUUCUACUUCAUUUAAAAGUCCGUUAAUCAGUGAGCUGAAUGUUUUUGAGUCCUCUCGACACAGAAUGUGGAGUGACUUGCAAGACAAGAUCGUAACUUUGCACUCCCUUGCUUUAGUAGUGCAUAUGGUAGGAAAACACUUUUUUGCAAGGCAAACUUUUGAACACAGCGAGGCUCUUCACACUCACGGAAACCUUUUAAAUGAAGAAACUCUGGAGUCUGAUUUGUUUACAUACAUUCUACGGCCAAUCAGAUCUUCUGCUAUUGAGUCUAGCUUGUUUGAUUCUCUUCCUAUUUCUCUCGUCCGAGAAACCAUUGAGCAAUGUCCUGAGGUCGUCAAUCAUGUUUUGCAGUGGAAAAGCAAGGAUGAUGUACCGGAAUACUUACGCGUUGUCGAUGCCCCGGAAAAUCAGUUCAGUCAAGCCGAUUUCAUCGCAGUGGGACAGCGCGUGCAUUCCAGCAGCAAUUUUUUCUUGCGAAAAUUAUUGAUGAAGCUUAUUGGUUUAAUGCGAAAUUUGGAUGUUGUCAUGAAGGAACUGGUGACGUUAUUGAAAGAGAAGCGACCAGCCUCUCAGAUGGAUAACUUCGAUCAUCUGAGCAUUCGCCGCCAAUGCAUCAUUAAGCACGUGAAUCAAUUGAAAUCUGUGACGACCCUCGUGAUUGUAGGAAAUACAAAAUUGCAGCUUCACAAAUGGUGGGUUCUUUUUGCUGACAACUCGUGCGCUUGGUUUGAUCCGGACAAUGUUGACGAAACGGAUGACCGAUCGUACGAUAAAUUCACAUGUCUUCAAGACGCGGUGUACAUAUGGCAUAAACAGGCACUUUUAUAUUCAGCUAAGGAUGACUUCGUUGACCCUGACCGUCUGAAUGAGUCUUCAUUUGAUCAUUUGGUUGAAGACGAUAUUACCUACACUAAUGCUAUUAUUAAUGAUGUUCUUGAAGAACGUGAUUGUCCAUCUGAGCAACAAGGAGAUUUAGCAGCUCUUUCUCGUAUCACUCCUGCAUGCAUGCGGAACGAAUUACAAAACCAUCCUUUCACCCGCGAAGAGACCGAAGUUUACAUAAUGAAUCCUACUAAGGUUGAGAAUGCGCGUUGUAAAUUGGAGGAGUCAUUAGCGAUAACUCGAGAUGUAAUGAAGGAAUUAGGACGCGCUGGACCGUGGCGUACGCAUUUAAGGCAUCUGAAUACAUUGAAGUGCGAACAAGAAAAGCAAGUCGCAAUACAAAAGGAGCUUGUAAAGCAUCAUUGGGCUCAGUAUUACACAAAAUAUCAAAAUUUUGCGCCACCGCAUUCUCUGGAAGGAAGCUCAAAUUUUAAAAGCAGAAAUGAGGCUUCAGCUGAAGGUGAAGCGCAAGGUGAAAUACAAGGUGAAGACACUUAUAAACGCAACGACAAUACGAUAUCGGUAACUAAUGAUGGUGAAGCACCCGGAUAUAACGUUGCGAGCUCUCCUGAAGGCAUUGAGAUGAAUAAACUUCGCCGGGAGAUCACCCUGGCAAAAAACCAACUAUUGCAUAAAAUCAGAGGAGGCGGAAUAUAUAAAGCUGGCGCAACGUCUACAUUAUAUACUGAUCAAAAAAAACUAAUGGAAGAAUGUGAAGGACUAUCUGCCUCUUGCAUGCAAGCACUGGGAAAGUUCUUGGGAAUAGAGGAACCCGAACGGACUGACGGUAUCCCGAAACAAAAACCAACACCCAGGUUUUCACGUGCUGAUACACGAUCAACUCGGAAUGGACGGCGCAUUGUCACGUCAUCAAGUGACAAGAAAGUUUCUGCAAUGACUAAGUCGACUGACCGACGACACUUGCUUAGAUCGAAGAAAGCAGUUGCUAAAAGCGGCUCUAGACGACGUUUUGAGUCUAUACGCGUUGCGAAGGCCUUGGCAGCGAAAAAUCUCGAUUUCUUGCUUUCAACAAUGCGACCGUCUAAGUCAAAGACGUCACUGUCAAAAACAACGUUGCCGGGAUAUGCGUCGCCGUUGUACUGGCUGUUCGGGCUGCUGCCUCCAUUGUAUCACGUCGAGUCAAAAGAAGCUUGCAAAUGGUUGAGUGAUGACGAACAAUAUUGUGGCAUGCUCUUUUCUUGCCCAAAGUGCCAUUGUUGUGAGGGACAUUGCACGUGCCUACUGACUCAUUCAACUUCGUAUCCUGCCCCCCAUGCAUCCGCAUCUGCACCAUCAGACUCGUUAUCUAGUCUCCUAGCUUCACGCAACGCCAUUAAAAGAAAAAGACCUAAUGCAGCCAUUUCUCAAAAACACCGGCGUUUUAAAAUUAAUCCUGACGCAGGUCAACGUCGAGAUCCAAAUUUGUCCACAAACUUCGAAGACAAAGAAGCGAUUUCAAUAUCAGCAGUACCACGUGGAAGCAACAAACUGCCUCGGACGUCUCAUGCACGCCAAGGACGUGCCCCACUGCCUACGUUUGAUCACGAUAUCGAAAAUGCCUUUAAUCUUGGUUCGAUGGAUCAACGUGAACAGUCUCGUACGUGGCGACCGGCACCGUCCGACAAGAAUGAGCAAGAGGAUCUAUUCCGUGCCGCUCGUGUACGUAUGAAGCUCGCGCGCUCGACUUUUGCAAAUUUCACGGGUCAGCCGUUAGGCUCGGGUUGUUUAGACGGCGAGCACUUGUGGCAGCCAGAGCGGAUCCAGAUGAUGUGGGAGCGACGAGACUUUUAUGGUGUACUGGGACUGCCCCGCGACGCCACUACUCAGCAAAUCAAGCGUCAGUACCGCAAGCUUGCUCUGAAGCUACACCCUGACAAAUCCUCCGAUGCGACCGCGUCGUUAGAGUCGACAGUUGCUAAUGCCGGCCAAGAUGUUGAAGCAAGAACGUUUGGAAAUAGGGUUGAUGCCUUCGUUGCUGCAACUCACUCGUACAAAAUUCUUUUAGGAGACGUUGAAGCUAUUAACGGGCUGAAUUAA